Molecule: messenger RNA, 252 nt
Organism: Eimeria necatrix
Lineage: Eukaryota; Apicomplexa; Conoidasida; Eucoccidiorida; Eimeriidae
Exons: 2
Coding region: 1-252 (83 amino acids)
Source: RefSeq, a predicted model, not a curated record
AUGCAAAUAAAUAAAAAGCACUGCGGUGUUCCCCUGGUAGAAGCAGAGCAGGUGGGCGUUUUCCUGCAGCAGCAGCAGCAGCAGCAGCAGCAGCACGUGCAGCAGCAGCAGCAGCAAGUGCAGCAGCAGCAGCAGCAAGUGCAGCAGCAGCAGCAGCAGCAAGUGCAGCAGCAGCAGCAGCAGCAAGUGCAGCAGCAGCAGCUGCUGCUGCUGCUGAAGGAUGCCGCAGCUCGGCGUAGCAGCAAAUGUUGA